AUGCCGACCGGGGUACAUGAGCUCUUCAUCGAUGGAGUCGAGGACGCAAUUCGAAGUCAGCUGAAACUGAUUCGCCGCGGAUCAGACAGGGCGGGCCGCUUCGCGCAGAAAGUGCGCCCCGCUCGUUCCACAGAGAUUUGUUUUCCGGUCGACGACGCUCCGUCUAGUACCAGAACGAAAUAUGAGCCGGACGCCUCUUUCUGGCAUGACGAUGCACAAUACCCUGGGGUCAUCAUCGAAGUCGCAUAUUCGCAGAAGAGGAAGAGGUUGGAUUGGCUAGCCCAAAGCUACCUUUUGGACUCGGAUGCGAGCGUGCAGGUUGUUGUCGGCUUGGACAUUGAAUACGGCAAGAAGGGGUCGCGUCGGGCGACAUUGUCGGUGUGGCGGACCCAUGUCGUCCACACUGCCGAUGGAGAUGAGUUGAGAGUGGUUCAAGAAAUCGCAGAUGAGGCGUUCCGCGACGACCAAGGAAACCCUGUCGAUCAUCCAGGCCUACGACUUCAACUCAGAGAUUUUGCUCACGAAGAACUUGCGUACGAUGAGAUCGAAGAUGAAGACCGUGAGUUGGUCGUCUCCGCUCAGCAACUCUGCCAGUGUCUUACUGCGGCGGAGACCAAGGUACACCCGCUAAGAUCGCUUGGCAAGCAUUCGAUUGCCCCGGGAAUCAAGAAGCGAAAAAGAUCAGAAACACCUCCGGAAGGGAUGGCUUCUGGGGAUGAAGCGAGGUACGUGGAGCAAGAGCAGAGAGCGGCUCAGCGUAUGGCGCACGGCGACUCCGAUUGCGAGGAGACAUGA
Molecule: messenger RNA, 795 nt
Organism: Exophiala aquamarina CBS 119918
Lineage: Eukaryota; Fungi; Ascomycota; Eurotiomycetes; Chaetothyriales; Herpotrichiellaceae
Exons: 2
Coding region: 1-795 (264 amino acids)
Source: RefSeq, a predicted model, not a curated record